AUGGGGCGAAGUCGCUCUCUAAAGCCUGGGAUCAUCAUGAACCACCGGGAAACGAGAGCCACAGUGCUUCGGUUACUGAAGGAAGGUGCCGAUCCUCACUGUCUUGUUUCUUCCGGAGGGUCCUUACUUCAUCUGUGUGCCCGGUAUGAUAACGCCUUCAUUACGGAGGUCCUGAUUGACAGAGGGGUCAAUGUAAACCAGCAAGAUGAAGAUUUUUGGACACCCAUGCACAUUGCCUGUGCAUGUGAUAAUGCUGAUAUCGUUUUGCUGCUUGUAUUAGCUGGAGCCAAUGUCCUUCUUCAAGAUGUUAACGGAAAUAUACCAUUGGAUUAUGCUGUAGAAGGCACAGAAUCAAGCUGGAUCCUCCUGACCUAUUUGGAUGAAAAUGGAGUGGAUCCAUCCUCACUGCGCCAGAUGAAGCUUCAGAGACCAAUGAGCAUGCUCACAGAUGUCAAACACUUCUUAUCAUCUGGAGGAAAUAUUAAUGAGAAAAAUGAUGAAGGAGUGACACUGCUGCAUAUGGCAUGUGCCAGUGGCUAUAAGGAGGUGGUGUCUCUGAUCUUGGAACAUGGAGGAGACCUCAACAUAGUGGAUAAUCGGUACUGGACUCCACUCCAUUUGGCUGCAAAAUAUGGCCAGACAAACUUGGUGAAGCUUCUUUUACUACAUCAGGCAAACCCAAACCUCCUGAACUGCAAUGAAGAGAAGCCUUCAGACAUUGCCGCAUCCGAGUUCAUUGAGGAAAUGCUACUGAAAGCUGAAAUUGCCUGGGAAGAAAAAAUGCAGGAGCCGUCAUCUGUUCCUACAUUAGCACAAGAGGAACCAUAUGAAGAAAUUAUUCAUGACCUUCCAACACUGUCUAGUAAACUAAAUCCGCUGGUAUUACCAAUCGCCAAGCAAGACAGUUUGUUGGAAAAGGACAUUAUGUUCAAAGACGCAACACAAGGUCUAUGUAAGCAACAGUCUCAGGACAGCACCCCUGCAAACACAAUGGGGAAGAGCUAUGCCGAGCCAGACCAGGUCAAGCUGAUGCCUCCUGCCCCAAAUGAUGACCUAGCAACGCUCAGCGAGCUAAAUGAUAGCAGCCUGCUUUACGAAAUUCAGAAGCGCUUUGGGAACAAUCAGAUAUACACUUUUAUUGGGGACAUCCUUUUGCUUGUUAAUCCAUUCAAGGAGCUUCCAAUUUAUUCUCCCAUGGUGUCCCAGCUUUACUGUGGCCACACGGGGAAGCGGGGCUCCUCGCUGCCCCCUCACAUUUUCUCCUGUGCGGAGCGAGCCUCCCACCAGCUCUUCCAGGAGCAGCGACCUCAGUGCGUCAUCCUCAGUGGUGAACGAGGAUCGGGAAAGUCUGAAGCCAGCAAACAAAUAAUGACACAUCUAACCUGCAGAUCUGGAUCCAGCAGAGGACUCUUGGAAUCCAAGUUUAAACACGUCACGUGUAUUUUAGAAGCCUUUGGACAUGCCAAGACAACUGCGAAUGAUGUGUCCAGUUGCUUCAUAAAGUAUUUUGAGUUGCAAUUCUGUGACAGGAACAAAUGCUUAACUGGAGCCAGAAUUUAUACAUAUAUGCUAGAGAAAGCCCGGCUGGUUUCACAACCUCUUGGCCAGACUAAUUUCCUCAUCUUCUACAUGCUGCUGGAUGGCUUAUCUGCUGAGGAGAAACAUGGGCUCCACCUGAGUCAUUUAUCUGCACACCGGUAUUUGGACCAAACGAUCCAGGAAGAUGUAUCAACAACGGAGCAUUCUCUGAACCGAGAGAAACUGACUGUUUUGAAACAAGCCCUGGCUGGAGUUGGUUUCAGUAAUUUGGAGGUGGAAAAUCUGUUUGUGAUUCUAGCAGCAAUACUACACAUUGGUGACAUUCGCUUCACGGCUCUGACAGACGCUGACUCAGCAUUUGUGUCUGACCUACAGCUUCUGGAACAAGUAGCUGGGAAGUUACAAGUAUCAACCGAUGAAUUGGCCUCGGCUUUAACCACAGAUAUUCAGUACCUUAAAGGAGAUAUGAUUACACGUCGGCAUACUGUAGAGACUGCUGGAUUUUACCGAGAUCUGCUGGCCAAGUCCCUGUACAGUCGUUUGUUUAGCUUUCUGGUGAAUACCAUGAAUUGUUGCCUUCACUCUCAAGAUGAACACAUCAGCAUACAGACAUUGACUAUUGGAAUAUUGGACAUCUUUGGUUUUGAAGAACUGCAAAAAAAUGAAUUUGAACAACUGUGUGUCAACAUGACCAAUGAGAAGAUACACCACUAUAUCAAUGAAGUGCUAUUUCUACAAGAACAAACAGAAUGUGUACAAGAGGGAGUUGCCAUGGAAACAGCAUAUUCUCCUGGUAACCAGACUGGAGUUUUGGAUUUUUUUUUCCAGAAACCAUCUGGCUUUCUCUCUCUGUUGGAUGAAGAAUGUGAAACAAUGUGGUCAAUGGAAACAAACCUCCCAAAGAAGCUGCAAAGUCUCCUGGCAUCCUCAAACACCAACGCAGUGUAUUCCCCCAUGAAGGAUGGGAACGGGAAUGUUGCCCUCAAAGAUCACGGCACAGCAUUCACUAUCAUGCACUACGCAGGAAGGGUAAUGUAUGAAGUUGUUGGAGCAAUUGAAAAAAAUAAAGACUCCCUUUCACAGAAUCUUCUAUCUGUAAUGAAAACUAGUGAAAAUGUUGUGAUCAAUCAUUUGUUCCAGUCGAAGUUAUCCCAAACAGGAUCCCUCCUAUCAUCCUAUUCUUCCUUUAAGUUCCGAGGAUAUAAAUCUGCCCUGCUCAGUAAGAAAAUGACAUCAUCUUCAAUUAUUGGUGAAAACAAGCAUUGUCUUGACCUCAGUAAGUUAUUAAAAAAGAAAGGAACGUCUGCAUUUCUUCAAAAGCUGGACAGGGGAGGGCCCGUGUCUGCGGCUUCACAACUCAGGAAAUCGCUAACGGAUAUUAUUGGAAAACUUCAGAAGUGCACUCCACACUUUAUUCAUUGCAUCAAGCCCAAUAACUCAAAGCUGCCAGAUACUUUUGAUAACUUUUACGUGUCCGCUCAACUACAGUAUAUUGGUGUCCUAGAAAUGGUGAAGAUCAUUCGGCAUGGAUACCCGGUUCGCCUUUCCUUCCCAGAUUUCCUGGCAAGGUUUAAGCCGCUGGCGGAUACAUUCCUGGGCAAGAAGAAGAAACUGUCAGCUGAGGAGAAAUGUCGGCUUCUUCUAGAGCAGUGCAAAUUACAAGGCUGGCAGAUGGGAGUCCAAAAAGUGUUUUUAAGAUACUGGCAAGCUGACCAGCUCCAUGAUUUGUGCCUGCAGCGGCAGAGAAAAAUUAUAACCUGCCAAAAAGUUAUCAGAGGAUUUCUAGCACGCCAGCACCUGCUUCAGAAAAUGAGCGUCAAGCAGCAAGAGGUUACUUCCAUCAAUAGCUUUCUACAGAACACAGAGGACAUGGGCCUGAGAACCUAUGAUGCCCUGGUCAUUCAGAAUGCUUCCGACAUUGCCCGGGAAAAUGACCGAGUGCGGAAUGAAACGAAUGCCACUUAUCAGAAAGACAAGUUCGAGGCCAAGAACAAACAAGAGGAAGGAACCAAGAGAGCGGAGCACAAGUGCGGACCCACGCAUUUCCAUUCCAGCUCCGUCCCAGUUCCGAUAGCCGUGGACAGCCUGGUCCAGUUCCUGGCGGGAUCGUCCUGCAGGUCUCCUUCCCUCCACUCCGUGUUCAGCGUGGAGGACCACACCAGCCUGCCAUCACCAAGGAAACAGCCUCCGCCCAAGCCGAAGAGAGACCCCAACACCCGGCUGAGUGCCUCUUAUGAGGCCGUGAGUGCCUGCUUGUCGGCAGCCACUAAGGAAACGGCUAAUGAAGUUUUGACCCGGCCCCGGCCGCACAGCGACGACUACAGCGCCAUGAAAAAGAUCCCGCCGCGAAAGCCCAAACGCAGCCCCCACACCAAGCUGAGCGGCUCCUACGAGGAGAUCACGGCCCCCAAGGCCGGGGAAGGGAAGGCGGGCCAGGCGGCCUGCGGGGCCGCUCCCCAGCCGGAGCCCACUGCCAAGUCCAGGGCCGCCUCGGCCGACGGGCCGCCCCCGGGCGCGCUGGCCCCGGCCUUGGCGCAGGAGGACGAAGACGACGACACGGAGCCCGUGUACAUCGAGAUGGUCGGCCAUGCCAUCAAGGCUGCGGGCGCCGAGGGGGACAGCCCCGACCCAGGGGAGUCGGUGUACGAAGAGAUGAAGUACUUUUUGCCCGAGGACAGCGGUGGUGGCAGCAGCCUGGGCCUGGUCUCUUUCAUGGCCGCCUCGCCCCCUCUGUUUUUUGAGAGUCGAAAACCCAUCCCCUUUGAGGACAGUGAUAACAGCUGUCAAGCCACUGGGCCCUUCAAAGAUACGUGUGACAUCCCACCCCCUUUCCCGAACCUGCUUCCUCAUCGCCCACCACUGCUGGUGUUUCCUCCCACCCCGGUGACCUGCUCUCCUGCUUCCGACGAGUCGCCCCUAACCCCCCUGGAGGUGAAAAAACUGCCCGUCCUGGAGACCAACCUAAAAUACCCCGUCCCGGCUGAAGGAUCAAGUCCCCUGUCUCCACAGUAUUCCAAAUCUCCCAAAGGCGAGAGUGACCGGCCUGCCUCCCCGGGAUUCACUGUCUUUAACGGCUCGAACAAAGUGUCCUCUCCAUCCACCCCGCCGCCACCGCCCCCGUUACCCCCUCCUUUGCCUCCGCCUGCUACCUUCCGGCCCCCCACCCAUUUUGCUUUCCCCCCGGACACGUGUUUGGUUAACACGGGAAAAGCAGCGGCAGGCUCCGAUGGGCCCAAAGUACAUCCAAAGCCACCCUCCGCUCCAGUGGGCGGUGCCUGCAGCUCUUUCGCCAAGCGCCCUGGCUCCCCAGGGAAGGCGGCCCGAGGGGACCCCCGAAGGUCCACAUCCAGCUCCUCCUCCCCGGGGCCCUACAGCCCCCCUAACUCCAGGCCGCUCACCAGCCCUCUGGACGAGUUAGCCAGCCUUUUCAACUCGGGAAGGAGUGUGCUUCGCAAGUCUGCAGUAGGACGGAAAAUUCGAGAACCUGAAGGUUUUGAAACUAACAUGAACUGGACCAGCCGAGAUGGGCCCAGUACAUGUGAAAUGACCUCAGAGACUCCAGACCGAAAUGCAAACAACCACGGGAGUCCGUUAUCAAAUUCCCCGUCUACUUGUAUACCUGCUGAAAAUGGAAAUCCCGUCACCAAUGGUCUGCCUGGAGAAGAUGGAUACUCCAGGCUGUCAGUGAGUGGGACAGCAAUGGCGUCUUUGCAGAGACAGAGGGAAAGCCACACCACUCAGGUAAUCCAUCAGCUGAGGCUUUCCGAGAAUGAAAGUGUGGCCCUGCAGGAACUCCUGGACUGGAGGCGAAAGCUGUGUGAGGAAAGAGAAGACUGGCAGCACAUCCUGCACCACACUGAGCCCAGGGCCCCUCCCCCGCCUCCUUGCAAAAAGCCCACUCUUCUGAAGAAGCCCGAAGGGGCCUCCUGCAGCAGGCUGCCUUCCGAGCUCUGGGACACCACCAUUUGAUGUGGCCUGAAUUGCAGACUCAGAAAACAAAAACAAAACUGCCUAGUAAUCCCAGGCUGCACCAACAGCAGACUGCCGUGGGAUACGUGCUGGAUUCUCCCUCCAUGCAUUGACACACAAAAAGCACAUGACACUGAAGUUAAAUGUUCACGGUUCCCUGUGUGUGUAAGCGUGUGUGUGUUCUUCCUUAACCAUUUUGUGAUGAUAUACUCUGCUUUCCAGGCUUGGUGUCUAUAGGACUGGGCUACCCAGAGGUAGUCAGAGAAAAGGCCUCUCAGCGUGCAUGAGACCAGAGAGGUCAAUGGAACGUGAGGGGAAAGAGCGAUUUGUGUGCACCUUAGACAGCUGUUUUUAUAGAACUCUGCAAUCUCUUUAGUGUACUUCCAAUGGUUUUAUUACAUGAUGCAGUACAUAUAUUUUGUUUCUUGGUAGGUGUUGGUGUUAUAUUGGAAUUCCAAAUCUGAUAUUAUUUACAUGUUGAUGACUGUAUUUUAUAACUUUAUGCAUUCGGUGGUGCUCUCUUCAAAAUACAGGUUUUAAAAAAGAGAAUCACUUCUAGAUUUUUUUCUCCACAUCCUUUUUCUCCCUUUCUUCCUUUCCUUUUUCUUUUUCUCCCUUACCGAAGGUACCUAACAAUCUCCAAGCUGCGUUGUUGCUUUAGCUUUGUCAGUGUCCGCCCUCGCAACAGUGUGGCUCGUGUCCAGUGCUUUAAAUCCCCUCCGCGGACGUAGUGGAGACACUUCUUCCUAUGCUCUGUGUUCUGGAUAUGUGGAUUGUGAACUCCGUAAUUAGCUUUCGUUUCUGGACUUCAGCAUAGGUUCCAGGACUGUGUGAGGCGCUCAGGUUAGAUGUGUAUGGAUUCAAAUUCAUAGCUGACUGUGUAAAAGGAUCAUGUUCAUUCAAAGCUAUAAACAAUACAAAUAAGUAAGCUGAGAUUUACUGGUUUGAGCAAUAACGGUUGCAUCACCAGGCGAUUGUCCUCCUGGAAUCGCACUGCAUGAUUCCCCCGCUGUAUACCCUCAACCCUCCUGCAAUGAGAUGGCCUGUCUAUUGAUGUGCAACUCCAGAGGGCUGCCAGGCAUUCCUGGUCUCCAGAGCAUUGUGUCUUGCUACUCGGAACUUUUUCUUCAUACCAGCCUUUAAGUUAAUUUGCCAAUAAAAGGGUACAACAAUUUUC
Echinops telfairi (small Madagascar hedgehog) is the source of this 6685-nucleotide messenger RNA. It is a transcript of the gene MYO16, whose product is annotated as myosin XVI. Gene Ontology annotation, cellular component: nucleoplasm; myosin complex; perinuclear region of cytoplasm. The record is from RefSeq and is a predicted model, not a curated record. Gene Ontology annotation, molecular function: cytoskeletal motor activity; actin filament binding; ATP binding. Bases 1 to 5508 code for a protein of 1835 amino acids. The transcript is spliced from 34 exons. NCBI's taxonomy places the organism in Eukaryota, Metazoa, Chordata, Mammalia, Afrosoricida, Tenrecidae. Gene Ontology annotation, biological process: negative regulation of G1/S transition of mitotic cell cycle; neuron projection morphogenesis; phosphatidylinositol 3-kinase/protein kinase B signal transduction.